UCCAGCUUGGAGUACAAGGACUGUCACGUCCCCCAGAGACUGGGAAGUGCACUUCCCAAUUGGUGGCAACUGGCCAAGGAGGCCCUGAUAAAGAGGAAGGGACCGUACUGCCAAGGCUGGGCAGGGUCCAGGACACGUGUCAUCUAUACCACAGCUGGUUCCAGGUGUCCCCAAAAUAUGAAGGGCCACCCCUCUCUGCUGCUGCUCUACUUGGGACUGACCACCUGCCUGGAUACCUUGCCCAGUGCAGAGCAAGACCAAGAAGUCUUCCUGGACUCCCCCGAGGCCCAGAGCUUCCUGAGAAGCCAUGGUCGCGUCCGGAGAGCCAAUCACUGGGACCUGGAGCUGUUCACGCCGGGGAACCUGGAGCGGGAAUGCCUGGAGGAGAAGUGCUCCUGGGAGGAGGCCAGGGAGUACUUUGAGGACAACACUCUGACGGAGCGUUUCUGGGAGAAUUACAAAUACAAUGGCAAAGGAGGGCGUGGGCGAGUGGACCUCGCAGGCCUGGCUGUGGGCCUGACAUCCGGCAUCCUGCUCAUUGUCCUGGCCGGUUUAGGAGCCUUUUGGUAUCUGCAUUGGCGACGGCGUCGGAGCCAGCGACCCUCUCCCCAACAGGCCGAGCUCAUCAGCCCUCUGAGUCCUGUGAGCCCUCUGGGCCCACCGACGCACCUGCCUCCACCCCGACCUCCAGGCCUCCCCACCUAUGAGCAGGCGCUGGCUGCUUCUGGGGUCCACGAUGCGCCUCCACCCCCCUACACCAGCCUCAAGAGGCCUCGCUGAAGAGCCGUCUCGGAGCCGGGGUUCCCCGAACCGUGCCCCAGAUUCGCACCGGAUUCCGGAAGCGCCCAGGCCUCUUAAACUCCGGGGCGGUGCAGGGGAUGGGGGUGGGCGCCGGG
This is a messenger RNA of Talpa occidentalis (Iberian mole), 896 nucleotides long. RefSeq names its product proline rich and Gla domain 2 (gene PRRG2). The transcript has 8 exons. The record is from RefSeq and is a predicted model, not a curated record. Bases 178 to 780 code for a protein of 200 amino acids. Gene Ontology annotation, molecular function: calcium ion binding. Lineage: Eukaryota; Metazoa; Chordata; Mammalia; Eulipotyphla; Talpidae. Gene Ontology annotation, cellular component: extracellular region.